Messenger RNA from Eucalyptus grandis, 2375 nucleotides. RefSeq lists its product as uncharacterized. NCBI's taxonomy places the organism in Eukaryota, Viridiplantae, Streptophyta, Magnoliopsida, Myrtales, Myrtaceae. The transcript has 5 exons. The record is from RefSeq and is a predicted model, not a curated record. Gene Ontology annotation, biological process: lipid catabolic process. The coding region runs from base 919 to 2256 and encodes 445 amino acids.
ACGACGGCACGAUGACAAGAAGCACGGGGAAGGAAGAAGGAAGGAGACCGCCCGCCAUUGGCGUGAAGUCGACUUCUGGAAUCUAAACCGCAUAUCGGCCGAUAGAUUCCCCAAGCCCCCCAACGCUCCGCGAACCAGAAACAGAGAACAUGGCAUUGACCCGUAGUUGCGCACGCAAACUGUUCAUUCCCUCUCUCUUCUCCUCUUCCAUUUUCUUUGUUUUCCGCUUCUCUUACUUUCCACGAAAUGCUCGAUUUUUCAUGCGACCAUCAUAAAGUUUGAUCGAAAAGGAACCCGACCCACUUUUCAUUUUCUUUGUUCUCUGUUGUUUUGUUGUUGUUCUUCUUCUUCUUCGGAUCUUAUUGACUGUUUCGGCUGAUCGCCCUUGUGGGAUCGCGCGAGAUACGCGCGCGGAAUCGAGUGGAGUUCGUGCGGGGUGGAAAGACUGCUUUUUGGGCAAGUUCGUGAGAUGGGAACUUGGAGCUCUGUUGAUGGGUCGGAUCGUGUGGGGUUUGUGGGAGGUUGAGCACGUGAGGAUCCCAGCUUCUCUCGCAAUUACGGGUCUUGGUCAAUCCAUCGGUCUUCGGCUCCCAUCGUUUGUGGGUAGUGUUCAAUUUGAGUUUUUUUUUUAAACGUUUGACGUCUGCCGUAAGUAAAGGCUUUGAAGUCCUCGGACGACGCACUUCGAGCUUUAAUUGCUGUUUCUUGCGAAGUGUUUUCUGGUCCAGUGCUCGGCCCGGUCUGGACAGACAGACGUUUCUCGCGCGAUGAUAUUGGGUAAUCCCCUGUAUAAAAAAGUCGCGUCUUUGCCGAGUCUGUCACUAAAUUUGGCCUCAUCUCCAGCUUAUAAAAGCCCCUCUAGUAGUAUGCACUCAUGUUAGCUCCCAUUGCAUUGUCAUGCUUGCUUCGUAGCCAUCUAUGUCGAUCACCUGCUGCCUUCCCAUCGUCGAGUCAGUGUACUGUCUGGCGUGUGCCCGUUGGCUGUGGAAGAAAUGCCUCUACUCGGCAGGCCACGAGAGCGAGAACUGGGGGCUUGCUACGGCGGAAGAAUUUGCGCCCGUACCUCGCCUUUGUCGCUAUGUUCUAGCUGAAUACGAGGAAGAUCUUCGUAAUCCAAUAUGGGCGCCCCCCGGAGGGUAUGGGAUCAACCCGGAUUGGGUCGUGCAUCGUAAGGACUAUGACGAGACACUAGGCCGUGCUCCUCCUUACAUGCUGUAUAUGGAUCAUGAAAGAAGGGAUAUUGUGUUGAUCAUUAGGGGACUCAAUUUAGCGAAGGAAAGUGAUUAUGCAGUUUUGCUGGAUAAUAAACUGGGACAGACAAAAUUGGACGGUGGGUAUGUCCACAAUGGGUUGUUAAAGUCAGCUAUGUGGGUAUUUGAUGCUGAGUGUGAGGUUCUAAAGGAAUUACUCGAGAGUUUUCCAGAGUAUACCCUCACUUUUGCUGGACACUCCCUUGGGGCAGGGGUGGUGGCCCUGUUGACUAUUGUGGCGGUCCAGAAUCGAGAGAAAUUGGGAAAUUUUGACAGGAAGAGGAUUAGAUGUUAUGCUAUUGCUCCUGCUAGGUGCACAUCACUGAAUUUGGCUGUGAGAUAUGCAGAUAUAAUCAAUUCCGUUGUUUUGCAGGAUGAUUUUUUGCCUCGGACAACAACUGCCUUGGAGGAUGUUUUCAAAUCCGUUCUCUGUUUGCCAUGCUUAUUAUGCCUUAUGUGCUUGAAGGAUACGUGCAUCCUGGAAGAUCAGAUGCUCAGAGAUCCAAGGAGGUUGUAUGCUCCUGGACGAUUAUAUCACAUCGUUGAGCGAAAGCCUAUGAGGUUAGGAAGGUUUCCUCCUGUUGUGAGGACAGCAGUUCCUGUGGAUGGGAGGUUUGAGCAUAUUGUCAUUUCUUGCAAUGCAAUGUCUGACCAUGCUGUCAUUUGGAUUGAAAGAGAAUCUCAAAGGGCUCUCGAUGUAAUGCUGGAGAGAGAUAAGACGAUGGACAUACCAGUGAGCCAGAGAAUGGAGCGGCAAGUGUCUGUUGUGCGCGAACACGAUGAGGAAUAUAAAGCCGCACUUCAGAGGGCAGUUGAUUUGGAUAUUCCUCUGGCUUACCCACCUACUUAUGGUACAUUUGAUGAAGUAGAAGCAGAGAGUUCUGAAAGAUCCAGAGAGGAACCUCCAUUGUUAUCAUCCAGUGAAAGGAAAGAAAGUUGGGACGGUUUUGUAAGGCGCCUCUUUCAUGUCAAUGACUCUGGCCAAAUGGUGUUCAAGAUAUCAUAGUUUUGUACAUUGAAUUUGCAAGUGUCUCAGACAACAAAACCCAUUCUUUCAUUCAAAUUGAUGUCCCUUUCCUAUGUAUUUAGAUUAUUCUAUGAUAGAAGGUCAGUUUUGGUCUUUAA